AAAUGUUUUGUUUUGGCAAACAUCAUUAGAACCACUGGUUCACUGACAUUAGCCAGGAGAGUUAGUCGGAGUAGUUUACAUUAAUUUAGCGUGCUGGUGCUAAGAUUAGUUCGCAGCGAUAUCACUUUGCUCAGCGUGAUGCUGUGUAGUUGUCAACACAGGGAGCACUAUAUCGUCUGCUGAGGAAAACAUUCGAAUUGGUUCUUGCUGGAAUUAGUGGAAAGACAGUAGACACCAAGCCCUUAUCAGCUAGGGGUCUGGCUUUUAAACUCAAAACCCCUCUUGCUUACGCUCAUAUAAUUUGGUGACUGUAGGAGGGGGGUGAUUACAGGCACCGCUACGUUUUUCUUGAUACGCAACACACCAAGCAAAAACAACACUUUAAAUAGGAGAUGUCUUCCAGUUUGUUGGCCUGUCAACUCCGGCAACUGAAAUAUCUAGUCAGUGCUAACAGUUACUUGAAACUUAGCCAGGCCAGUUACACUGUGAGCAAUGCUGAACCAGCAGGACCUGUCCUGGUCACUCCAAUACCUGGACCUAAGUCGAAGCAACUGAAAAGUGAACUUGAUCAAGUGCAGAACACAGAUGCAGUGCAGUUUUUUGUGGAUUAUGAAAAAAGUUAUGGGAACUACAUUGUGGAUGUGGAUGGUAACUACUUGCUGGAUCUGUACACACAGAUAGCCAGUAUUCCGUUAGGCUAUAAUCAUCCAAGGAUAACAAAAGUCUUGACAAAUCCUUCUAAUCUAAGUUCCUUUGUGAACAGACCAGCACUUGGUGUAUUUCCUCCUGCUGAUUUUGUCAAGAAUAUCAAUGAAUCUUUAUUAUCGGUAGCUCCACCUGGGAUGAAUCAGGUUAUCACAAUGGGUUGUGGUGCUUGCUCAAUAGAACAUGCCCUCAAAGCUGCUUUCAUGGCAUUUAGAAGAAAAGAAAGGGGUGGUAAGCCACCUUCCAGAGAGGAACUUGAGACAUCUUUGUUUAAUAAACCUCCUGGAAAUCCAAACAUUUCUGUGCUCUCUUUUAAAAAUGCUUUUCAUGGCAGGACAAUGGGUGCUCUUGCCUUGACUCAUACCAAAUGGACCCACAAGCUUGAUUUCCCUAGCCCUGACUGGCCCAUUGCCUCCUUUCCUUCACUCAGAUAUCCUUUGGAAGACUUUGAACUGGAGAAUUCUAAAGAGGAACAGAGAUGUUUGGCUGAGGUUGAAGAUUUGAUCAAUCAUUACCAAAAGAGGGAUAACCCAGUUGCUUGUGUGGCUAUCGAACCUAUUCAGUGCGAAGGAGGAGACAAUUUUGCAAGUCCUCAAUUCUUCCAAGGACUUCAAGACAUUUGUAGAAAGAACAACAUAGCGCUACUAAUAGAUGAAGUGCAGACCGGUGCUGGCACAACUGGCAAGUUCUGGGUGCACGAGUACUUUAACCUUAGAGAUCCACCAGACUUGGUCACUUUUGCCAAGAAAAUGUUGACUGGAGGUUUUUAUUACAGGGAUCAUCUCAGGCCAAAAGAAGGUUACAGAAUAUUUAAUACAUGGAUUGGUGACCCUUCCAAAGUUGUAAUGCUGAAGGAAGUUCUCAAGGUCAUCAAAGAUGAACAACUUUUGCAGAAGACAACAGACACAGGAAAAUAUAUGUUAAAUAAAUUGAUAGCAGCUCAGAACAAGUAUCCUCAUCUCCUCUCUAGAGCUCGAGGUCUUGGCGCUAUUGCUGCCAUUGAUUUCCCAGACCCACAGACCAGAGACAAAGCUGUGGCCAAAUUGAGGGAACUUGGUAUUCAUCUUGGAACAUGUGGUACAUCCACCUUAAGAAUCAGACCAACUCUGAUACUGGAGAAAAAACAUGUGGAUAUUUUUGCAGACAGAUUUCAUCAAGUUUUAAAACAAUUGUGACUUUAAUGUCUAGCACAUUUUAUUGUUGUUAAAUAUUGUUAAAAAUAUUACCAGAUUAAAUAGAAAUUGAAUCAAUGCUCUAUCUAAUGUUAUUGUCAUAUAAACAUAGAGACAAACAAUACUACUUUUGUUUAUUGAUUACAUAUUUAUAUUAAAAACUCCAUAAUUACCAUGACUGUUUAUUUGGUUCAAAAUCUGUGGUAGAAUGGUUCUGAAACCAUACAUUUCUAUAAAAUUGUUUUUAUUAGA
Messenger RNA from Biomphalaria glabrata, 2129 nucleotides. RefSeq names its product 4-aminobutyrate aminotransferase, mitochondrial-like. The record is from RefSeq and is a predicted model, not a curated record. Gene Ontology annotation, molecular function: pyridoxal phosphate binding. The coding region runs from base 393 to 1880 and encodes 495 amino acids. Gene Ontology annotation, biological process: GABA catabolic process. Gene Ontology annotation, cellular component: mitochondrion. Lineage: Eukaryota; Metazoa; Mollusca; Gastropoda; Planorbidae. The transcript is spliced from 15 exons.